Candidula unifasciata is the source of this 1242-nucleotide messenger RNA. NCBI's taxonomy places the organism in Eukaryota, Metazoa, Mollusca, Gastropoda, Stylommatophora, Geomitridae. The record is from the annotation of a GenBank genome assembly.
AUGAAGCUUGAGAUUGGAGGGGCGGUGCCAGGCAGCAGCAUCCAGAGCAAGCUGUGCCAGGUGUGCAGUGACACUGCAUCGGGCUUUCACUAUGGAGUUUGGUCUUGUGAGGGAUGUAAGGCUUUCUUCAAGAGAAGCAUACAAGGUCCAGUUGACUACAUCUGUCCGGCCACCAACACCUGCACCAUAGACAAGCACAGGCGGAAAAGCUGCCAGGCGUGUAGAUUACGGCGGUGUUAUGAGGUCGGCAUGAACAAAGGGAGUCAGAGAAAAGAGAGAAAGAGCAGCAAUGCAACUGGAGGGUUAAAAGGCAAACGAUGCAGGGCAGAUUCUUCAGAUUCUACUGUCAACUCAACCAAUAGCGGAGCCUCAUCUUUGAAGGCGGCAAAACGAUCGAGGAGUGCAUCCAUCCUAGAAGCGCUACAGAAAGCUGACCUUCCCGUUUUAGAGAGCUACCAUAACCACAGCUUGCCCGCCACGCGGGUGCACCUACUGAACACGCUGAUCAAGCUGGCUGACAGAGAACUGGUUUAUCUCAUUAAUUGGGCCAAGCAUGUCCCAGGUUACACAUGUUUGACCCUGAGUGACCAAGUUCACCUGAUUGAGUGUUGCUGGAUGGAACUACUGCUUCUCAACUGUGCUUUCCGCUCCAUGGAAUACAAAGGACGGACGCUUGUGUUUGCCCCUGACUUUCAUUUAGAAAGACAGCAGUGGGCCCUAACGGGAAUGGGUGAUGUCUUAGAGCAAGUCUCUGCAGUGUCAGAACAAAUGGUCCUCCAUGGCCUUAACAAAGAGGAGCUUCUUCUGUUGCAGGCUACAGUGUUAGUCAACGCAGAGGUGCGUCCCAUGGACAGCUUUGUGAAAAUUCAGGACAUGAGACAAGUGAUUUUAGAUGUUUUCAUGGAGGUUGCAGGUCGCCACCAGGGCUACGGCAACUUGCGGCAUGCACCAUCGAUACUUCUGCUACUGACCCACAUUCGUCAGGCAGGUGAGCGUGGCAUCACCUACUUCCAGCGAUUGAAGCUGGAGGGCAGCGUCACAUUCUGUGACUUGCUGACGGAGAUGCUGGAUGCACACAGUGCUUCUGGUGAGCAGCGGCGUCUGCAACAGCAGCAUCAGCAACAUCAGCAGCAGCACCCGGGCCAAAGCCAACACCACCACCAACAUCCUUCCCAAAAUCAGCACCAUCAGCAGCAGUCUCAGCAUCAUCACCAGCAGCAGCAUACAGCAGCACCAGAAUGA